AUGCCGGGGAUGGAAACAAAGGACAUCAAGAUCCACGGCGCAAGCCUGGAUAAGGCUGUCCGUGAGAAACUCCCGGCUACCCACAUCACCGAGAUCUUGGGAAGACUGAAGAGCGAUGUUGUCGCGACAGAGCAAAUUCUGAGGGAGACUAAGAUCGGAAUGAUUGUUAACAAGCUUCGUGGACAUGCCGAUAAGACUGUCUCUGAGCUUGCAAAGGAUAUUGUCAACAAGUGGAAGAAGGACGUUAGCAUGAAGCCUAAAUCCGGCUCUUCGAGCGAUGCCAAAGGUGGUGUGGCCAUGAAGAAAGAAGCGAGCACAAAUGGUGGAACCUCAGGAAAAGAUACGCCGAACAAGUCGACACCGACACCCUCGGUACCCAGGAAAACUGGAGGUUCAUCGGUGGACCCGAUGAAGAGAAGCCAUAAAACCGAUGGCGUGGAAUGCAACAUUUUUGGGGGCGAUGAGGUUCGUACGAAGUCUCUAGCUAUGAUCUAUGACGGUCUAGUUAUCGGAGCCCUAGCGACACCCGAUGAUGUUUUCAAACUCGCCAAGGAUACCGAACACAAUCUCUACCGUAACCACGGAAGUAAGACCGACACAGCAUACCGAAACAAACUCCGAUCUCUCUUUUUCAACCUGAAAGACCCUAAAAAUCCUAGCUUGAGAAAUAACGUCAUUUCGGGGAGAAUCGAGCCCAUGAGACUCGCCUUAAUGUCAUCGGAGGAGAUGGCAUCUGCUGAACGAAAGCGGGAAGACGAAAAGAUUGAGCAGGAAAAUAUGAAAGAGGCCAUGGUUGCCAAAGCCCCCACAAGUGUCACAGAUCAGUUACGCUGUGGCAAAUGCGGCAAGAGGAACGUUUCUUACAGUCAGGCACAGACCCGCUCUGCCGACGAACCGAUGACAACAUUCUGUGAAUGUCUACAGUGUGGUAAUCGUUGGAAGUUUUCGUAA
This is a messenger RNA of Orbilia oligospora ATCC 24927, 951 nucleotides long. RefSeq lists its product as uncharacterized. Gene Ontology annotation, cellular component: nucleus. Gene Ontology annotation, molecular function: RNA polymerase II transcription regulatory region sequence-specific DNA binding; zinc ion binding. The coding region runs from base 1 to 951 and encodes 316 amino acids. Lineage: Eukaryota; Fungi; Ascomycota; Orbiliomycetes; Orbiliales; Orbiliaceae. The record is from RefSeq and is a predicted model, not a curated record. The transcript is spliced from 5 exons. Gene Ontology annotation, biological process: transcription elongation by RNA polymerase II; transcription antitermination; regulation of mRNA 3'-end processing.